AUGAAUCCGUCUAGAUCGAGAUCGGACGAUGGUAGUGAAGAAGCCUCAUCUCAAGACCAUAAUCAUCGUGAAAGUGAGAGAAGAUGGCAGCAAGAGCGUCUCCACAGAGAAGAAGCCUAUUAUCAGUUUAUUAAUGAACUCAAUGAUGAAGAUUACAGGCUAAUGAGAGACCACAAUCUUUUAGGCACCCCUGGAGAAAUAACAUCAGAAGAACUACAGCAGCGAUUAGAUGGAGUCAAGGAACAAAGAGCAUCUCAGCCUGACCUGAGAAGUGGGACAGAUACCAGAGACUCAGAAGUCCCUAGAGAAAGUUCAAACGAAGAUUCUCUGCUAGAAUGGUUGAACACGUUUCGACGCACGGGAAACGCGACCCGAAGUGGACAAAACGGGAACCAAACUUGGAGAGCUGUGAGUCGAACAAACCCAAACAGUGGAGAGUUUCGGUUUAGUCUGGAAAUCCAUAUAAAUCAUGAGAAUAGAGAAAUUGAAAUUCAUGGCGAAGAUGAGACAGGCAUUCCACUUUCAGAUUUUGGCAGGGAUCGUACUACAAAUAGGCAACAGAGGUCAGCCAGUCCUGUGGCUAGGCGAACGCGAAGCCAAACCUCCAUGAAUCACAGUGGUAGUAGCUCCAACAUCCCAAGGACUAGGCUCGGUUCAAGGGGGCAGAAUUCAGCAGAAGGAUCUUUCUCAACAUUGGGAAGAUUAAGAAAUGGCGUUGGGGGAGCAGUUGGCAUUCCUAGAACGAGAGCUCCGCGUGCUGAUUUCGGUAGUCAUGCAAACCAGUUGGGUGGUAGUGAACUCAGGCAGAGGGAGGGGCAACGGUUUGGAGCAGCACAUGUUUGGGAAAAUGGGGCUAGAACUAAUGUUACAGUGAGGAAUACAAACCAAAGAUUAGAGCCAAUAAGAUUACGGCCUGCUUUCAGUAGUCGAAGCCGCUCGCCAAUUCAGAGACAAAGUGGCACUGUUUAUCGUAACUCACAGAGAGAAAGUAGACCUUUACAGCAAAACAUCAGAAGGUCUGUUAGGAGGAGAGGUAUAACGCGUGUCUUUUUAGAGCAGGAUAGGGAACGUAGAGGUACUGCCUAUGCUCCAUUCUCUAACUCAAGACUUGUGUCAAGAAUAACAGUAGAGGAAGGAGAAGAAUCUAGCAGAUCUUCAACUGCUACACGACGACAUCCGACAAUCACACUGGACCUCCAAGUGAGAAGGAUUCGUCCUGGAGAAAACAGAGAUCGGGAUAGUAUUGCAAGUAGAACUCGAUCUAGGGUAGGGCUAGCGGAAAAUACAGUCACUAUCGAAAGCAAUAGUGGGGGCUUUCGCCGAACUAUUUCUCGUUUAGAGCGGUCAGGUGUUCAAACCUAUGUUAGCACUAUCACAGUUCCUCUUCGGAGGAUUUCUGAGAAUGAGCUUGUGGAACCGUCAUCAGUGGCUCUUCGGUCCAUUUUAAGGCAGAUCAUGACUGGAUUUGGAGAAUUGAGUUCUUUAAUGGAGGCCGAAUCUGAGUCAGAGGUUCCGAGACCUGGUCAGCAUUUACCAGAGAGGCACUCAGAUCUGAGCACCGUAGGUGCAGUUAAUGACAUCAGCCAGCACAGUGAAGGUUCCUCUCAAUACAGGCGGGCCCGAGAAGACAGCUCUGAAAUGCGUGGUGAAAACGAGACUCCCCAGCCUCCCGCCCGAAACAGUGAUAGCAGAGGUGGCCGGCAGUCGCGAAAUUCAAAUAACUUAGUUGAAACUGGAACACUACCUAUCCUUCGCCUUGCUCAUUUCUUUUUACUAAAUGAAGGUGAUGACGAGGAUCACAUACGUGGUUUAACCAAAGAGCAGAUUGACAAUCUUUCCACCCGGAACUAUGAGCAUAGCAGUAUCGAUAGUGACCUAGGCAAAAUCUGUAGUGUUUGCAUCAGUGACUAUGUGACUGGAAACAAGCUCAGGCAAUUACCUUGCAUGCACGAAUUUCACAUUCAUUGUAUUGACCGCUGGCUCUCAGAGAAUUGCACUUGCCCCAUCUGUCGGCAGCCUGUUCUAGGGUCCAGCAUAGCAAACAAUGGGUGA
Molecule: messenger RNA, 2052 nt
Organism: Puma concolor (puma)
Lineage: Eukaryota; Metazoa; Chordata; Mammalia; Carnivora; Felidae
Gene: RNF6
Product: ring finger protein 6
Biological process (GO): protein ubiquitination; positive regulation of DNA-templated transcription; ubiquitin-dependent protein catabolic process
Cellular component (GO): nucleus
Molecular function (GO): ubiquitin protein ligase activity
Source: RefSeq, a predicted model, not a curated record